Postia placenta MAD-698-R-SB12 is the source of this 1065-nucleotide messenger RNA. RefSeq lists its product as hypothetical. Gene Ontology annotation, molecular function: SNAP receptor activity. The coding region runs from base 1 to 1065 and encodes 354 amino acids. Gene Ontology annotation, biological process: retrograde vesicle-mediated transport, Golgi to endoplasmic reticulum. Lineage: Eukaryota; Fungi; Basidiomycota; Agaricomycetes; Polyporales; Adustoporiaceae. The transcript has 5 exons. The record is from RefSeq and is a predicted model, not a curated record. Gene Ontology annotation, cellular component: endoplasmic reticulum; SNARE complex.
AUGGCCCCAAUCCCGAGCACGCUAGAUGAAACGACUAGAAAACUCGUCGAGUCGUUGGACAGACGUCGAAAAGAUCUGUCUGAGUUCCAGAUACAGCGUCUACGGACAUGCACAGGCCCGCUGCCUGUCCAGCAGCAGUAUGCGGCGGAGCUCCGCGAGGACCUCGACGGAUUCGCCCGCCAGGUUGAGAGCCUGGAUGUUGCAGUGGACGACCAGCGGACCGAGCGGGACAGGCGCGAGCUGAGGCGAAUCGUGGAGGAGUUCCGUGCAGCGUUAGUCAGCCUGAAGAAGGACACGCGAGCGGCCUUGCUUGCGUCGAAGCGCGCCAUCGACUCGAAGCAGGUCUCGAACCGAGACGAGCUGCUGCGCUCGUCGGCCGUGAGGGAGAAGCAGGACCUGAACGAGAAAGUCACCGAGGACGCCCUCAUGAAGGCGAACACCGACGUCACGGAGGCGCUGCAGCGGACGCUCACGCUCAUGCAGGGCGAGCUCGAGAAGUCUGUCCUCUCGACCCAGCUCCUCGACUCGUCCACCGCGGCGCUCCGCUCGACCCUAUCUACGCAUGACGUGCUCGACGGCCUGCUGACCACCUCGAAGCACCUCAUCACCGCGCUCGAGAAGUCUGACUGGCUCGACCGCAUGCUCGUCCUCGCAGGGCUCGUCUUCUUCGUCCUCACCGUCGCCUUCAUCCUCAAGCAGCGCCUCGUCGACCGCAGCCUCCGUAUCGCGUUCUGGUGGACGCGCUUCCUCCCGGACUUCAGCAGCGACGCAGGCUUGCUCUACGCGGAGGGAAAGCGCGCCGUGAGCAGCGCCGUGUCAAGUGUCGUCGCGACGACGUCCGCGGUAGCGGGCUCCGUGGCCGCUGUCACCGCCUCUGCGACGCCGUCUGCGUUCAAUGAAACCACAUCUCCACCAUCCUCCGCAUUCCAAACACCACUCCUGGAUACGCUGUCGACGUCUCUGCUUUCAACGGACCUGUCGGAGCCUACGCCAGAUCUCGCCUUGUCGCAAACGCCUCCUGCGUCUUCUAGUAUGACGGACUCGGGUGUACACGACGAGCUGUGA